Messenger RNA from Zingiber officinale, 750 nucleotides. RefSeq names its product MADS-box transcription factor 29-like. Bases 1 to 750 code for a protein of 249 amino acids. Gene Ontology annotation, molecular function: protein dimerization activity; DNA-binding transcription factor activity, RNA polymerase II-specific; RNA polymerase II cis-regulatory region sequence-specific DNA binding. Lineage: Eukaryota; Viridiplantae; Streptophyta; Magnoliopsida; Zingiberales; Zingiberaceae. Gene Ontology annotation, cellular component: nucleus. The transcript is spliced from 6 exons. Gene Ontology annotation, biological process: positive regulation of transcription by RNA polymerase II. The record is from RefSeq and is a predicted model, not a curated record.
AUGGGUCGUGGGAAGAUAGAAAUCAAGAGGAUCGAGAACCCGACCAACCGCCAAGUUACCUUCUCGAAGAGGCGAGGAGGGCUGCUAAAGAAGGCCAAUGAGCUCGCGAUACUAUGCGAUGCACAUGUAGGACUUGUGAUCUUCUCCAACACAGGCAAGAUGUUUGAGUACUGCAGCCCACACUUGAGCAUGAGGCAACUCAUAGAUAGGUAUCAAAGAACCACUAACACUGGUUUUGAGGAGACCAACAACCAACAGCAUAUGAUUUUUGAGAUAUCCCGGAUGAGAGAUGAAAACCGCAAGCUUCAGGACAGCAUGAGGCAGUUCAUUGGGGAAGACUUGGCUUCCAUGACUUUGAAUGAGCUGAAUCAACUGGAAGAGCAGCUUGAGUUCUCUGCCAACAAAGUUCGAGCAAGAAAGCAUCAUUUGCUGGAUCAACAACUGGAAAAUCUGCGCCGAAAGGAACACAUUUUAGAAGAUGAGCAUCAACACCUUUGCCGCAUGAUAGCAGAGCAUCAGAUGGCCAUAGAACAGCAAGCACAGCAGGUGGAGGUGAUGGAGCACAAGGUGGGGGAUGUGCCGAUGCUCGAACACUUCGGCCACUUCUACGCCGAGGAGACAUCGAGGAACUUGCUGCAGCUCUCGCCGCAGCUUCAUGAGUUCCGGCUGCAGCCGACCCAACCCAACCUGCAGGAUGCCGCCUUCCAAGCCGGCCACGGCCUCCAGCUUUGGUACAUGAUCUAUCUAUAA